Cicer arietinum (chickpea) is the source of this 2678-nucleotide messenger RNA. The record is from RefSeq and is a predicted model, not a curated record. NCBI's taxonomy places the organism in Eukaryota, Viridiplantae, Streptophyta, Magnoliopsida, Fabales, Fabaceae.
AUGGCAUUGGUCCUACAAACUGUGAAUGGAUUUGCCUCUGGCCUCGGGGAACGUUGGAAUCGCAUGAGUUCAUUGGGAUGGAGCACAGUCCGCCAAAAUCGGCAUAGGUUAGGUGCUAUUGAUGGAACAUGGCUCAUUCCCUUCAACUACGUAGCUGCGCUAGCAGGUACUAUGAGCCCUCUGUCCCACGCAUCUAACCAGCUCGCGUGGUUCAUCGGUUCCACCAAAAACUCUCAUUUGUUGAAGUGGAGCAUAGUGCGCUUUAGGCGCCGAGCGAGAAAGGGCCCUGGAUGCGCUAGCGAUCGGCACAUAGGGGUUGGUUGUCCGGGAUUCUCGGCAUGGUAUCCUACACCUCGCAUUCAUGAUAUCUACAUUCAAGGAAACACGGUCGAAGCACGCCCGCCCAGUGUGCUUCUUUCACGACAUGUUCUGGAACUUGCUUAUAAUAGACUUUCUUCGAUGCAACUCAAAGGAAGUCGCCCCAGGAGUCCAGAGAGCAAGCAUCCAACGGUCUCCGUGCCGGCUCAAAAAGAAAGGUUCUUACUCCGAGAAGACUUACCAAAGAGAGCCAAAGCGUUCAGAUCAGCAACUCGACCUUUGCCUACUUCGGAAGGAUCCAAUGAAAGUUGGCCCAAUUGCUUGAACAUAGAACCUUUGUAUCCGAGAGUAGACAUGUCAUUCAAAAGCAAUUUACUUGACUAUCAUCCCAAGGAUCAGGGCAACCUCUUGGAUAUCUUGCUUCUUGGCCGCUCUUUACACUGUCCCACCAUUUGGUGGUGUGUGGAGAAGAUAUAUCCAGGGAAGCGCCUUGAUAAAUAUGCUAUCCUUGGCGACGAUAUUUGUAUCGCCGACUCAAAGGUCGCAGAAGUCUACCUAUCUACACUUAAGGAUUUAGGUGUUACUAUAUCACUUCCUAAGUCUUUAGUCUCAGAUGUGGGUGGCGCUGAGUUUGCUAAGAAGUUUAGGUGUAAUAAUUUAACAGUAGAUUUAUCCCCUCUCUUCGAAACCAGGCUAAUUCCCAUACAAUACAUGGACAGUAUUCCCUUUGUCAUCUCUAUAAGAUACAGAGGUUUUCCACUCUAUGUCGAUUGUAUGGUAUUGGUUAUAGGCUUCUUGGUAAACUUAACCACACUAAGUCGUCUACAGUCUUACAACUGAAGGAGAUUUGGUUAAAGGCUAAGCUACCUUUCGAGUGUUGGCUUGGCCAGUGUUGUCCUGUCGACCCUUAUAUAAAAGGUCGAUUGAUCUGGAAGCUUCAACAAGCUUUCAGGCCUAAGGAUUUUGUGGUGCCUCCAAUAAGUACUUAUAAGUCUGAGACUUUUGAGUACUUAGAGGAUAUGAAACUUCUAAGAUCUUGGACUGAAGCCUGGCUCAAGUACGUCAGGUGGUAUUACGCUACUGGUUUAUCCCCAGAUGUGUCCAUCGUGGAUUUUAUCCAAGCUCCUGUUGUUACUACUCGCUCUUUCCAGCGAGUAAAGAGUUUCCACUUCUGACCCGUUUCGGUUUGGUCAGUCCCAAGGUGGUCUUGUUGGGUCUGUUUCUGAUCAAGCUGAACUUUCUUUGUUGGAAGGGAGUUAGAACCUCUUUGAUGUUGAGGUUGCGGCUCAUCGAGAACUGUUGCGGGGAGACCAUAGCUGAGGCUUGGCUUGAUCCUAAACCUCUAACUAUCCUUGGUUCUAGGUUAGGUGGAAGUGAAAAGACUAAGGGAGAUGCAGAUUACAACAUUGCAGAUUCAGAGGAGAAAAAAGUAUAAGCCUUCUUUUUAGUCGUUGAUGAUGAUGUAUGCAAGGAGAGUCCAAGACCAGUAGAAGUAGACCAUGCCGUCAUGGUUGAUCCGGUUCACUGAGGAGCAGGAAACCCUGAAUAGGGAAUUUCUUAAGAGAAUCAAGAUAUGGAAAAGAAGGAAAUCCCCUUUUUAAUGCCAUCGAUAUAGAAGAGACUACGGUGCCCAAAACCUUAGGCUUAGGAAAUGACUUAUUCCCAUAGUUAUAGCUUGCUUUCUAUAGAUGAGCCCUUCGUUCAAUGUUCCUUUGGAAGGAAGGCACAUACCAACUUGCGAUACAAUCGAGCUUCCAUUGAUGGAUCAAAUCCAGCUAUAAGUGAUCGAGUACUUCCUUCCAUAAAACUAUAGUUGAGUCAGCCCUAGGAGAACAGCGCUUUGAGUCCCUUCUCUCGAGUACUGGUUUGAAUAGACAGACCAGCCAAGAUUGAAGUUCAAAGUGUAACAGUAACACUCUUGCCCCCCUGUUACCAUAAGCUCAAUCCGAACUUUGCCCUUACUGAGAAGAUUCACCAUCUGACUCUUGUACCAAUCGGGGACCACAAAGUCACUACUCCACUUUUCCACACCUCGGAAUUCAACUAAAAAGUUCCAUUAAGUUAUCACAAUCGCACCAACCGUGUACAAUGCAUGCAAGAGUGUUUGCCUACUCUGCAACGAGACCUCAAAGGUGCCAGCUGCAUCGUAACACAAGUCCUCCCACCAGGCCAUAAUUCAAAUCAUUCGACGGUCUGAACUCUUGACUUGACAGCACUACUACCAUCUAUUUCUUGAUGAGGAGUGAGGAGGGCGGUGUGAAGGGAUUGCUAACGAAAAGGCUUUGAAGCCUGAAGAAGAAAGCAUUGAUUGGGGCUGAGCAGGCUGAACUGUGAAUCAUAUGACUGAAGAAGGGCAUAUG